Cuscuta epithymum is the source of this 1930-nucleotide messenger RNA. The record is from the annotation of a GenBank genome assembly. NCBI's taxonomy places the organism in Eukaryota, Viridiplantae, Streptophyta, Magnoliopsida, Solanales, Convolvulaceae.
UCUCGACAAAGUUUGAGAAGCUAAUGGAAAAAAGACAUUUUAAUUGUUUUGAGAAGGGUUUGAGAGGGUAUAAGGAAGCUGAGUAAUUCUUUAAAAAUCAAAGUGUAUAGUUAGUUAGCAGCCGGCCGUGGUCAUUCCAGAAACCGUUACUAAAGAAGCAGGAAAUGGCGCCAAAGAAGAAGGCAUCUCCAUCUCCAUCUCCAUCUCCGGACCCUCAUGGAAUGUUCACCGGCAUGGUCGUCUUGCUAGUAGGAGGCGGUGUUCAAACUCGUCGACUACAGGUCUUCCGUUUUGUCAUCAGCAAAUUUCCUCCAAAGUUCCAAACUUUUGCGAACAUAAUUUCGUCAAGUCCAUUCAAUUCAGAUAUGGAAGCAGAAAUUGAUGCAGAUGGGAGCAAGUAUUGAAGACCAUUUCUCCAGAAAGGUCACACAUGUUUUCGCCGUGGACUCGGAUUUACUACUCAAAGAAGUUGAUCGGGAGCGGUUAAUUCGUUCCAAAACUAAAGUACUACAAUAUCAGUGGAUAGAGAGCAGUUUGAGAGAGGGAAAAGCAUUGCCUGAGGAUCUAUAUGUCAUAACUAUUGAAUCUGGAGGAGGAAAUAUGCAGAAUUUUCUGCAGAAAAUAGAAGCUACUGUGAUGAGCAGACCUCUAAGAAGAGCAGAGUCUCUUCAGAUGGUGCAAAUGUUGCAAGCCUAGAUCACAUGACGGUCACUGAACACUACAGUGGCAGUUCAUGCGACUCGGAUAUUGCAUCAAAUGUUUUAGGCCCAGAAGUUUCUAGUGAAGUUUUCCUUAAUCAUCAUAAUAAGGACUUCCUUUCAGAUUCAUCAUUACUUUAUAAACCUUCUGACUUAAACAAGAAUGUCACUGAGAUAUUUGGAAAGCUCAUCAACAUUUAUAGGGCACUUGGUGAUGAGAGAAGGUCAUUUAGCUAUUACAAAGCCAUCCUGGUUAUUGAGAAACUACCUUCCAAAAUUGAGAAUCUGGACCAGGUGAAACACCUUCCUAGCAUUGGAAAGUCAAUGCAGGAUCAUAUUCUGGAGAUAGUGAACACCGGGAAGCUAUCCAAGCUGGAGCAUUUUGAGAAGGAUGAAAAGGUUCGAACAAUCACUCUAUUUGGAGAAGUAUGGGGCAUUGGUCCAGCCACUGCACUAAAACUUUAUGAAAAGGGGAACCGAACUCUAGAUGUCCUAAAAAAUGAGGAAUCCUUGACAAAUGCCCAAAGAUUAGGUUUAAAAUACUUUCAUGACAUCAAAGUGAGGAUCCCACGGCAUGAGGUUGAAGAGAUGGAGCAACUUUUGAAGACGGCUGGAUUAGAGAUUUUGCCUGGGCUCAUGCACCUUAGAUUAUUGGCAGAAUCGAAGGGGUCUCGACAGGAUGAUACAGGGUUGUUUCUGGCUGCUACUCAGAGUUCCCGAGGGAAGCGGGGGGGGGGGAUGAAAGGAGCAAGCUUGAAGUUCGAGACGGAAAAAGAAGUAUUUGAUUUCCUUGGGUUUCCCUGGCUUGAACCUCACGAGAGGAACUUGUGAGGUUCAAUAUGUGAGAAAGAACCAUUAACAUGGGAAAAGCUCUGUCUAACUAAUCAGACUAGUCGCUUGCUGGCCCCUUAAGGGCGGGGAUGAUGGAUGGAUGGAUCAUUUGUUGUUAGAAAGUAUAGUGGAGGAGGCGAGGCGGGGCGUGGCAAGAACAAUCAAGGGGUGAGCCAUAGGCAUAGUCAUUCCAUAAACCUCUGUUGUUUCGAUAUCUUUUCCAUGCAGUGGGCUCCAAUUGAAGCAGUGGAAUAGCCUGGCUAGAGCCAUGAGGACCAGCGUCACACCUAGGGGUGCACCCGGGCACCUCCUCUUCCCCGCGCUGAAUGGCAGGAUCUUGAAGUCUGCCCCGUGGCUUAUCUCCACUCUCCCCACCGCCUCCGCCAGAUGCCUCUCUGGCC